Drosophila obscura is the source of this 3762-nucleotide messenger RNA. RefSeq names its product protein teflon. The transcript has 4 exons. The coding region runs from base 74 to 2818 and encodes 914 amino acids. NCBI's taxonomy places the organism in Eukaryota, Metazoa, Arthropoda, Insecta, Diptera, Drosophilidae. Gene Ontology annotation, cellular component: nucleus. The record is from RefSeq and is a predicted model, not a curated record.
AUGCAUCGAUGUUUCUCCAUCUCUAAUUACGCGGCGCGUCUUUUGUUCUUCUUGUCAUUGUUUUGUUUUAAAAAUGUCUUCGUUUCUCGAUUUAUUGGGCGACGGGGGACAUGUACACUUUGAAAAAUGUGGAGACGUUGUUGUUUCGCCCAAGGACAACAUGGUGGCCAUGUUCUGCCAUUUCUGCAGGGACAUUUUCACACAUCUGCCGGAGUUCAUGAGACACCUACAGUGGUCUCACAGCGAUGUAUUGACAUUCACAAAGGAGCAGAAUGUAUACAGAGUCGAGGAGCUGAUGUCCUUGGAGAGCUCAGAGGAAGAUACGCAGUCGCAGGCAAACAGCUGCAGCAGCGGCGACUCUGGAUUGGCAGGCGAAAUGGAAGAUGCAGAUGCUGGACCAGGAUCAUCCGAGUGCCUGGCAAAUAACGUGGACAUAAUGAACGCCUUGGCAGCCUUCGAUGUAGAGGUCGAUGGGCUCAAUGCCAACCACGAAUGGUUUGAAUCGAAAACCCUUGCGGAUUGUCAAACAAAAGAAAUUGGGAAAAUAUGUGCCGCAAGAAAUAUUCUGGCAGAAGUGGAAGCCAUUUUGCUUGAGAAUGAGAAAGACAUUUCUCCCAGCGUGAUAAACAAGCCCGGAUAUCAAACAGUCAAGGCAGCGGAAAGCAAUAUCCCAGCAGUACCAAUCAUAGCAGAAACACCCAUCAAGAAAACGUACUGCAAAGUAAACUACACCGAAAAUGAGAUAGAGGCCCACAUCUCGAAAGGUUUCCGUCGUGUCCGCAAGCCGGAAAGUGUGGAUAAACCGCCGAGCAUCUGUGACCUGAAGAGCUACAACAUAAUCCGACACCGCAAACGGGAGGCGAUCAAACAGCGCUUGGGCAGCGUAAAAAAGCGUAUCAUGCUUUCCCUAGAAAACGAUGUGCCAAGAAAGACUGUCCUCAUGAACCAAAAGGCCAGGUGUCCGCCUGUUAAGGGCUCCAGCGUUAAGCAGGAGUUGCCAUCAUUCAAAAAGGAGUCCAAAGACUCGGUUGUGGCUGAAGCUACAAAAUUGUCGCUUGACAAAUUAGAGUCCAAAGAAAACCGCUCUGUGUUAACUCAUGUGAUCCAGUCCAGUGAGAUAAAGUCAGCGUCUAUGAACCAUUUGAUAAAGCCAAAAACUUCAUCUAUUACCAGUUUAUUAAGGACAGCAUUAACCUUUCCCAAACCCAACUCUUCUCCUUCAAACAAGGCAAAACAAGUCCUGUCCAAUUUGACAAAUCCAAAUAGUACGGCAAAUGGUAGUACCCCCUUGAUAAAACCAUCAAUUCCUGCAAGUCAGCGUGAGCCAUUAGCUAAAAACGAGCCAAAGACUUACAUGAGAAGCCCUAAACUCAACAAGCCGCAAUCGAAAGUCAAUGAACUCUGCUCGAACUCUCUUAGCCCUAUCAUUUCUAGCUCACCAAAACAAUCAAAAAUGUCUGCUCUAUUGAAGGGCAGUUCAGUUAAUGAACCACCAGCUUGCCUGGAAGCUCCAAAGCCUUUAACGUUUGAUUCGGCUACUCCAAAAAAAAAGCUUUACGUGCCGUCGAUAAAAUCGAUCAAUAAGCCAAUUCUUCCACGCCCCAGCACGCCAACAGUUAAGACAGAUCCAAACAUCUGCAAGGCGCCCGUAUGUAGAAGAUCGCCAAACGUAAGGAUAGAGCGCGUGAAGAUUCUGCCAAAGAUUAAUGUAAAUCAGAUUGUGGAAAUGUCACAGUUGAAGACCACAAAUAACGAUGCAGUGGAUCAGCCCAAGCGUCCAGUGCGCAGAUCUUCGCUAACGGUCGUAUCCAGUAGCCCCAUUCAGGCUCAGAAACCUACGCGAAGAUCUUCUACGACAACAGUUAAGCCCACUGUAAACACACAGCUUCUACGUUCGGCACCAGUUGAAAGUCUUGCAAAAGCCAAGAAACGUUCAAAUGACAGCUUUGGCGUUUCUACUUGCUCCACUGAGAAUAACGGCGAUGUAAAACGGACCAAAAUAGAACAAGAAAUAUGCUCCAUGAACUUCAGCUUGUCGGCGAGCGUUAUAGACUAUCUUCAGAGUGAUUUGAAUACCUCAAAAUUGGAUGCCGACAGCCUCCUUCAGUUGGCUGAGCCCCGUGAAAGCGAUGCCUUUGAGAACAUACUCGUGAAAGACCAAGUUAAAAGGGCGACAAAGGAGGGAAGCCCCCAAAAGAUGGAGUCACCUGCACCACAAACUGGUGCCAAGCCUGAAAUUGAGGCUCUGAGAGAGGACCUCAAGCUGUUGGAGACUGUUGGGUUGCUUAUAAUAAAAGUGCCCUGCUUUGAGGAUAAACUGCCCUUGGAGCAGUCGGAAGAGUUUCGUAAAAAAGCCGCCAAUUUUAGCAAAAUCUAUCAUACGUACGAUACAAUCUGGAGCUACAGGAAAACAAAGACCAUUGGAGCACCCCAACGCCUAAUCCAGAUGUUAAACUCAUUCACCGAAGAGGUAAACAAGGAGAUUGGCUGUCACUUGACCACUAACGAGAUGAAACGCAUUCUCAACCUUAUCAACUCGUGGUAUGGAGAGCAGAUCAAUCAGAGAUUCUUCAGGAAGGCAAUCCUUUCAUACAGCGUGGAACACUACAUGUUGCUGUUUCAGUUUCUGCCAAAGAUUAUUCCAUCUGUGUACUUCUGCGAGCACUGUGAGGAGACCUUCCCCAACGAACCACGCUACAAGAAACAUGUGCAGAGUCUACAUGCUGUCCACGCGUUCACUUGCUCCGAGUGUGGUAAAUUCUUCAAGAGGCUCUACUUCUACGAGAAACACCUCAAAACAGUACAUCCUAAGCCAUAAAUUAGUUCGUUUUUGUUGUUUGCAAUUGUUGAACCCUUUUUGUAGCACACUCUAUACAAUCAAGUGAAAUUGUAGAGCGAGUGUGAGGCAAAUUGUACCUAUAUGAUUCUGUUCAAAAAGGCUUUCAUGAGACUGCUUCCACUCUCAAUUUGCGGGGAGAGUGGUCAGAGCAGGUCAAGUUCAUGAACCUUUAUCAAUUCACCUUCUAUUAAUCAUGUUAAACCCUAACUUAGAUCCACUCUAUUCAUUUUCUAGCAGUAAUUCUAAGUAUCAGGCCAUUUAAUUUCAUAUUUCCAUGAUAAAAAUAUAGUAAACACUUCCACUAUAUUUCGUACUCGUAGCACCAUUAUCAAGUGGAACAAUGAAUCGAAUUGAAAAGAUGGAAAACAUCUGCUCUGGAUGCUGGGAUGCUAGGCUCUUAUCGCUACGCUCUUCUUGUUUUCAGGCCUUAAGUGACCCGACCGACCAGAGAUGAUUAUGAAACCUUCUCUACUUACAAUUAUAUGUUUUCCCGGGUACAUAUCCAUUGGGUCCAUCAGCCACAAUUAGUUUGUAUCCAUUGUCGCCGCGUGUGCGUCGACCAUGAAGCAAGUGGGUGGGCGCACGCGGACAGGCGGAGGCUGCAUUAAUUGUCUGCCAGACAAAAACGAGGCAGGCAAGCAACAGCAGCAGCGAUUGCCCCAUCAUCUCAGAUUUUUCUUUGUUUCACGCGUUAUCGUUUGACGGCUGGACUACUGCAAAGGCAAACAAGCGGACCGCUUCAGGCAAGGCACAACAACAGACUAACAAAGCCGGAGAACCGAGCGAUCUUCAAGUCGGACGGCAACCCAAAGCCGGAUGUCACCGCAGCGAUCUCGCGCUCGCAUUCUGAUUAAUAGUGUAGGGUGAGGGUUUCAGCAAAUUUGCUCCUUCACUGGAAGAGUAGAAUGAUCCCUACGUUCGUU